GCCCAUGGACUGAGCCUCCCCUCCCGGGCCAGGCGCGUGCGAGCGCGCCCCGAGCCAUGGCGGCGGGCGGGCCCGAGUGGGCGGCGCCGGGCUGGGGGCCGCAGCUGGCGCAGAGCGCGCCGCCGGACGAGGGCACCCUCUUCGUGGACGGGGGCGUCUCCUGGGGCGCCCAGGCGUGCCGCAAGAGCCCGCGCCCCGCCGGCGCGGAAGGCGCCCCGUCGCCGCCGCCCCGGAGGGUCGAGGGCGCUCCCUGCGACGGCACGGGCGAAAGCAGGAGCGAGCCCUGCCGCGAGCCCGCGCCCGGCGGGAGCGGCAGCGGCGGCGAGGAGGCGCUGGAGCUCCUCUGGGCCUGCAGGCGGGUGCAUGCGGAGCACCAGCGCGCCGCGGGCGAGCAGUUCGACCGCUUGGAGGCGCUGCUGGCGGGCCGCGAGGCGCGGCGCGGCAUCGUUCCAGCCAAGUAUCGAAGUACUCAAGCGCUGCAGCCUGCAAUCAGCCUGGAGGACAGCCGCUCAGGUUCCAUGUGGCCCCGGGUAGAGCUGUCAGAGUUGCGCGCAGCCCUCGAGGUCAUCUGCCAAGAGCGGGGAAUCGCAGCGGGCAGCUGCGCCGCGACCUUUGAGUGCAGUCCGCUCGUGCUUCCGGGCGUGCGCGAGCCUGCGCCGCUUCUCCCCGAUGCUGAUCUCGGCAUCUCCAGAGCUGACUACAACCUCACUGCCAUCAAUGAUGCGAAGGGUGGAUGCUCGGAAUUCCUCACCUUCGCCUUCCCCCGCUUCCUCUCGAUCUUUCAGGUCGAGCUCACCUCAGUGGCUCCAGUUCUAAUAUGUAGUUUGUUUGUCGACGACCCGCGCCGCGCAGCACUCUCCACCGCGAUGGAUCGGCUCACCCAUGGCACUCGCAGUCAAGAGGGCGUGGACGUCGGGAAGCGCCUCUUUUGGAGCGAGCCAGCGAAGCAGCUUAUCUCCAGAGUCGACUUCGAAUGCGGUGAAGAUGCCGUCGAGUACAUACGCAUGCGCACGGGCUCGGUGGUCUCGGUCGAGGACCCGUGCAAGGGCUUGCAGCCCAUGUGCAAGGUGGCGUCGUCGGCCACGUUCGGCGGUUGGAAGUCGAUAUCUGGGUCUGCGCGUCUGCGGACGCCGCCACCCCCUCGGCUGUCGUUCACCUCCGCCCACGGAGAGCGAAGCUCAGGUUUGCUCGCGCGCGGUCAGACAUUCAGGCCAUCAAACUCUGGGAUGAGCACAAGCUGA
Messenger RNA from Prorocentrum cordatum, 1241 nucleotides. The record is from the annotation of a GenBank genome assembly. Lineage: Eukaryota; Dinophyceae; Prorocentrales; Prorocentraceae.